Molecule: messenger RNA, 2511 nt
Organism: Chelmon rostratus (copperband butterflyfish)
Lineage: Eukaryota; Metazoa; Chordata; Actinopteri; Chaetodontiformes; Chaetodontidae
Exons: 5
Coding region: 118-729 (203 amino acids)
Source: RefSeq, a predicted model, not a curated record
CUUCACUCAUGUCUCUGUAAUAUUGAAGACAGAUGGCAUUUUUUUAGUUCCUCAGUCUUUUUGCAGCGAGGAUAGUGACAAACGCCGAUAAUUAUUAGCAGCCAAUCAGGAGGCAAGAUGAGAGCCUGGGUCCUGGUGAUGGUGAUGGUGUGUUUGAGCAAUGGAAAGGUCACAGGGUGCUCAGUUGGGGUGAUUAUCACGGUGCCAAAACUGAGAAAAGCAUCCAUCUCCUGUCCACCCACCAUGGCUAACAGCUCAGAGCUCAAAUACCUGCUCCUCUUCAAUGACAGCUGCAUCAGCCAAAUAAGUCUGAGUAAGGGCAGCAGCCUUGGAAGGAUGCACUUAGAUUCUACACAUAGUUUGUUCUCCAGUCACUUUGAAGUCACCGCCUACAAUAGUGGAGUGUACAUCUGCAAGAGGGAGGUGAUUUAUCCUCCACCAUUCAGCAUGGAUUGUCACACCACUGAAGUUGUAGUGGCAGAAAAGUCUCUUCCGACAAACAAUGACACUGUCCCGGUAGCCAAUCAGAGCUGUCCAGUCAGGUCUCCAUUCAUCCCAGACAUGGUGAUGUGGGUGGGAUGUGGUGUUUCAUUGGUCUACAGCCUGUCAAUCACCUUCAUAAUCAUUGUUAUAUGGUCUCCUCAGAGGAAGCUGAAGAGAGAUGAGGAGGAUACAAGCGUGUAUGCCAACACCAGACCUGGAGAGUUCAGCAAACCCUGUAAAGUUUAACAACAGCUUAUGGCAAUUCUAAAGAAAUAUUGCUGCACUUAGUGUUUGUAAUGUAUUGUGACUGUAGUCAAAAUUUGGAAAACAAAGACUUGUAGUUAGAGAGCUGGUCAUAAUGGUGAUUUAAUUUACAAACAUUUUCUUAUAUUGUUAUUAUUUUCAAUUGUUUCACUAAAACAUCCUGUCUAUUUGACAAUCCUAUUCUCUUUCAUGAACUCUUUAGUCUGUGAUUGACAGAGAGAAGUUAAAACAGUUAAAUGUAAAGUGUUCUUAUUAUCACUGUCAUGACAAUUAUUUCUAGGAUUCAUGAAGAAGAUUAAGUUUAUUUUGAGUAGGUAUGGAUUUCAUCAUCUGGUUAUCUGGUUAGAGGGGACAUGAGUAAUUCUCCUUCAUGUUGAAUCAAAUUGCAUCUUGAAUAGUUCAGAAAUGUCUCAGGCAUGAGAAAAUUUACUUAGAAAUGAUGUCAAGAAAUAUUUUUGAUGAUUAAAAUGCAAAGCGGGUGUGAUAAUGUGCUACUUAUCAUGAUUCAGAAUAACUGUUUUCAUGCCUCUGCAGGAAAUGAACAAAUGUCAAGCCCGGCUCUCAGCAAAGACAUACCUGAAUGAAUGAAUAUUGCUGACCUUUCUUGUCAGUGGCUACUAUUGCCACUACUAUAGAAAUCAACCUAUAUUUGAAUAUACACCUCGAAUAUGCUGUCAAUUGCAGAUGAUGACUAUUUUAUGAGUUUAAUUUAGAUUUUCAACACACACCAAACUUCCAGUUAACAAUGGUUUGAUCUCUGAACAACAUCUACAGCUACAUCUGUUGCCUUGUUUUGUCGUUUACUUACUUUAGUGAUGGAUACUCUUCUGUACACACUGUAAUACCAAUUACUGUAAAUACUGUGAGAAAACCCCUGUAAUUGUCCUCCUGACACUGCAGAAAAAAAAUCUUCAAGGUGUGUUAGACAGAAAGUUUAUGCCUCCCAUGAGAGGUAGAGUAAGAAAGCUGUAAUGGUUUUUACCAUGUCAAAAUAAUUACUUUCAAUAAUGAUUCUUUGUUGAAGGAGUUCUUUUUUAUAAUGGCAUGCUGGGUGGCCCAAUACUUGGACAGUGACAGACAAACUACAAUGUGAGUGACAGCACAGAAUAUGAGAUGUUUCCCUGAGACGAAAGCAGGGUCUCACACCUAAUAUCACCUCCGAAUGUCACAGAGAGUUGAAUUAAAUGUAGAACAGAGAAACAGACACUGUUUCAUUGCAUCUGGAGGCAUAAACAUGUACAAGUUGUUUGGAAAGGAAUAAUCAACACAAUUUCCAACAUCAUCGCAAAGAAAUGCCUGUACGCCCUGAGUUUGUAUUCUUAGUCUUAAUCCAGAAUCUUUGGCACCGAGAACUCAUGAAAUUGAUAAACUUUGGCUAAUACAUGCGAGGCGUCUUAUUGCUCACCAUUGGAAAGGUGUUUGUUGUCCAUCCUUAAACCUUUGAAUUAAUGACUUUUCUUCUGCUUAGCGAUUGAAAGGCUCACAUAUGCAAUCAAACAAAAAAUCUCUUCUCAUCUCUAAUAAAAAAUCUGAUUUAUUUCUUACAUUUUUGGAAUCAAGUAGCAGUAAAUGCUUUAAUCUCAUGUGUAAUUUACAGUUACGUAUGGCUUGUGGACUGUCUUUGGGUGUGCUGUAGGAAAAUGAAGUAUUUCUUCGUCCAGUUCAAAGCUGCACCAGCGGGAAUGAAACUUUGGAGUUCAGACGGAGAUAAUGAUCUUUAUUUUACUUCAUGUUAAUCCAUAUUAAAUUACCUUUAAUAGACGA